AUCUCCCCAGAUUCUCCAACUAACUUAACUAUACUCUGUAUACUUUAUAGAAAGUAGUUGGUGGCGCUUGUUUCGACCAAUCGGACUAAAGCAGCCCCGUGAUCACCAUUACCGCUGUUUCCGCCCGCCAUGAGACUUCAUCUUUGAUUCCAUCCCGCGUGCUGGCAAUUAUCUGGUAAUUUACGCUAUCGGACUAAAUCUUAUUGCGAAUAAGCCGACCGGUCCGUCUUACGGUGCUGCCUUCGCUCGAGUGUUGUUGGUGGAACAAGCUGGUCGCCGCGUGCCUUUUUAAUCUUGCUGCCUUGCACCCACCAUCAACCUCUACAAGACCAGGGUGCCUCCCAAGUACGCGCCGCCCAGAGGGCUAGAACUGCUCGCAUCGCAUUUUCUGCGCUAUGUAUGACGGUCUGUUAACGCUAUAAUCUGUCUAUUCUGGUAUUCCACAUAUCCGGUGUUUGGUCGACCCCCGCCAUGGACCCAGAUGAGGCGCCUCCGCCGCCAUACUCCGCUGUAGACCCUUUACUCGCGCCAUCGAACAGCAACAGAAAUGCAACCUCCUCAUCUAAUGCAACCCCUAGUCUUCUCCGCCUUCGCGGUGGGGAUGCGCGACUUCAUGGACCAAGUGCUGCGCCUAUCCCAACUCAUUUCACCUCGGCCGCCGCCUACUUUGCGGAACGGCCACCACCUGUAAUUGAGGAUGGAGGGCAGACGCUGGAGCACCAUAUGACCAUCUACCCGCGGAGCCAAGUGAAAGACUUUCCCCGUCGUCCUCGAUGCUGGAACCCGCGGAUGGAGCUCAUCGCUCAGCAGGACUGGGAUAUGUUCUUGCGCCACCUCUUCCCUCCGCAUCUAGGUCUUGCAUCCUCGUCAGCGGAACUCCCGCGUCAAAUCAGGGCUGAGAUUCGACGAGAUCGAAAAGAUCGGCCACAAGAGACGGAUGAGGAGCGUGAGAUACGCAUCGCCACUGUUAUGAAGGAAUGGAACCAGGACUUCUUCGAGCUUCGUGCUGUCCGGAUCGUAUUCUUUUAUGUGACGGAUCCCAGGGCUGCGCCAAUAUCCCCGCUCUGUCCUCGUUGUUAUCCAGCUGCUACGAGGGCCACGCAGGAUAAUCGAACUACCCAAGCUCCAGAAGCCGGUAGAGGACACCCUUUGCCGCCUAACGCGCACCCAGCAGCAACGGGAUAUCCGCAAGCUGGUAUGUAUCCAGGACAGCCACCAAUGCCUUAUGGAUACCCGAAUCCCGCCGUUCCAGCUCCGUUUCCGCCGCAGCAGGGUUCCGGGUUCUUUCAUCCUGCGAAUCCCCAUGCUUAUCAGAAUCCAUACCCACAGUACCAGCCGUGGGGUUGGACAGGCAAUCAAUACCCUCAACAGUAUGAAACUUCAAGCAUGAAAGGUGGACCGCUAGGAUGGUUGUCGAGUCUUGCUUCAUCAGCUCAAAAGUACGGCGAUCGCAUUACGGAGCAGGCUGCCCAUUAUGGUAGACAAGUUGAAGAACAAGCCCUGGCGCACGGCCGCUGGAUCGAAGAGCAAGCAGGCCUCGGCGGGCGCAAAGCUGAAGCCGCAUUUUCUGGAUGGGGUGCGCCCCAGCAGGGAUAUUACCCUUACUACUAUCCACCACCUACUGCUACUGCUACUACUGCAACCAACACGACAACCACCCCAGACCCUACUCAACAAACCAUACAACAAACCUCACAACCAACAACCACCGAACGGACACUCCAACCAUCAACCCAAUCAUCAACCCAACGCCCCCGCAGCAACUCCGUCUGCUCCGUCUCCUCAGACUCUUCCCUCUCCUCAAUCGACUCCAUCUCCACAACCUCCGAACUCAGCUCCUCGGACCUCGCCACCGUCCGCGCCCAACUCCUCUCCCUAGACGACCACCACGACCGCGACCUCUACGAAGCAGCCGUAGAACUCCGCCGCCAACUCGACGCUCUGCGCGAUUCCCGCCGCCAAGCACGCAUCUCCGGCCGCGGUCGCUGGCGUCACGGCUGGGGCAACCAGUCCCGACAUAACGACCCCUCCUCGGGCCAAGGCCGAAGCAGCUGGGGCCGGUGGGAGUCACCCCAGGAUCGCCAGCGGAACGCGGCAGAGCGGCGCGCGGCGAAGGAGGAGCUCCGGGCUACGAGAAAGGCGUUCCGGGAGGUGCUGAGGCGCGCGAGGGAGGAGCAGCGCGAGCAGAGGCGGAUGAAGCGGACUAGACGUCGGCAACAGAGACGGGCGCGGAGGGGUCAGGCUAGAGGCGAGGAGCCAGCUUCUGUUUCUGCGGCUGUGUCUUUGUCUGUUUCUGGUCCUGGUUCUGGGGCGCCUCCGCCUGAGGAGAGUCUGGAGCAGCGGCUGGAGAAUCUCGAAUUGGAAAAUAAUAGAGAAAACCGUACGGCUGCCCGGGCUGGUGCAACAGGUCCAUCGCAGCAGCGAACAGAGGCAGAUUCCGAAAGCAGCGCGGUUAGCUCGAUUGGCACGCCGAGUGCCAGCUCAGAUGAGGGUGAGGACGCCAGAAAGGAUAAAGAGGAGGAAAAGAAGAAAGCUGGCAAGGAAAACAAAUAAAUCUACAUGCAUACACUCACUCACUUGGUCGUUUUGAGCGGUUGGAAUUCUUUUUGAUGUGAUAUGAUAACGGAUGGUGUUUUGGGUGAGCCAGGGGCUUGGGGUCCUUCUUGUCUUGUUACAUAUUCUUCUCAACAUUUUGAUAUCUCCCUUUCUUGAAGGUAGUGGCUUAGUUACAGUCCUCGAUUGCACGUCUUUAAUGAAGCUAUGAUCACUCCAUCCAUUCAAGUUUCCAACCCUAGGCGUACAGCUCAACACUGCUCCUUUAUUUGACUCUAGCCAACCGAUAUAAUAGGCUAUCAACCUACGAAGCCGCCUGGGCCUCGUUCUUUUCAACUAAUU
Molecule: messenger RNA, 2895 nt
Organism: Aspergillus versicolor CBS 583.65
Lineage: Eukaryota; Fungi; Ascomycota; Eurotiomycetes; Eurotiales; Aspergillaceae
Exons: 1
Coding region: 472-2553 (693 amino acids)
Source: RefSeq, a predicted model, not a curated record